Messenger RNA from Nothobranchius furzeri (turquoise killifish), 4631 nucleotides. It is a transcript of the gene adgrd1, whose product is annotated as adhesion G protein-coupled receptor D1. Gene Ontology annotation, molecular function: G protein-coupled receptor activity. Gene Ontology annotation, cellular component: plasma membrane. The record is from RefSeq and is a predicted model, not a curated record. Gene Ontology annotation, biological process: adenylate cyclase-activating G protein-coupled receptor signaling pathway; cell surface receptor signaling pathway. Lineage: Eukaryota; Metazoa; Chordata; Actinopteri; Cyprinodontiformes; Nothobranchiidae.
UCUGUAAUUCCCACGUUGCGUCCAGCACCAGCCUCCUCUGAGCUCCUCUCUGGUUUCCAGAAUCAGCCACAGAAACUCCCAAGAAGCAGCUGUGUGAGGCUGAGGAUUAAAACUCUACGCGUGGAAGUUAAAGAUAGACGAAUCAGCUAUGACGGGAAAACUUUUCAAGCGUUCCUGCAUCUCAUCAGAUCUCUGAACAGUUUUAAUGCGAUUUUAGACUUUUACUGUAAUGUUUUUGACUUUGGAUGCCCUGAAUAAUCAGAUCGUCUCGCAUCAAUGCCCAUCCCCCUAUGGAUUCAUCUUUUUCUGGGGAAUCAAACCAUUUUGAAAUUAAAACACUCAUGGUAAAGUUCUCUAAAGUUCUCUAAAGUAUGGAAUUUUGUUUGAAAAUUCUGCUUUUUACAACUUUUGUUUCCUGUUUUAAGGUUUACGCUCAGGCACUGCCAAAUAAGAAGCAUCCAGGCCUGCAGGUGCUGGCCACAGCUUCACACUACUGGCCGCUUGAUGCGGUGGAUGGAAUCCACGAGCUGUUGGACAAGAAUGGAAACAGACCGGGUUAUGUGAACGGGACCAACAUAAACAUUGUUGAAGGAAUGGUAAACAAAGGUAUCUUCUUGAACGGCGAUAAUGGCGGGACCUUCCUUCAUUUUGGAAACUACCAGAACUCUUGCAUUAGUGAUCCCACGUUGUGCAGUCCUAAGGGUAUCACCUUCUCCUUUUUUUGGAAAAACUACGAGGUUGAUGCCCGUUUUGCUCUAGCCUCCGGAGGGAAAGUUAUCUCCAACGGCUUCUCGGUCUUCACCAACCCUUUAGUGGGACACGUGGAGAUUUACGCUCGAGGAAACAGCCACAGAUGGAAGGCCAAGAUCCCACUUCCAGAUCAAUUCUGGACCAACGUCCUCUUCACAUGGACCAUGAAGGAAGGUCUGAAGGUUUACAUCAAUGGGACCUACAGUGCUGGAGACCCAAAAGGCGAUGUCUCGGGGAACUAUGGAGACGAGCAUUCGGACCUUGUGAUAGGAACAGGCAACAACAUGGCUUAUCGUCAUUAUGUCACAGGAGCCUUUGAUGAGUUUGUCAUCUGGGAAAGAGCCCUUUCACCUCACCAGAUCCUGCUCUACUACAAUGCAGCAAUAGGUCAGGAUUUGGUUUCUACCACAACACCGGGAGACUACAAAGAGGUCACUUCUGCUGCACCAACAGCUAGAGGCACCAGGGCGAGUCCUCCCAUCAUCAACGGACAACAAGAUGGGGCCCAAAGCUCAAAGGGGUCCAGCUCAUUGCCAGUGUUGGACUUCCUCACCACCCUGUCCAACGGGACAAUUCCUCAUAACACUGCCAACAACCUCACACAGGCUUUUCUCCGAAGUGUGGAAGAAGUCCUGUCCUCUUCAGGAUUGCCAGAGCAGCAGUCCACCCCGGUGGUCAGCAGCCUGAUCCAGACAGUGGACAGAGUGAUGGAGCAAAUGGUGACCAAGCUGGAGCCCACCCCCCUCUCCCCCUUUUCUCUGGGUGGAACGUCUUUAGUUGCAGAUUAUUCUCUGACAAAAAUCCCACAGAACUUCAACCUGCUGAAUUACCGCUUCCCCUCGCUGGGGAAGAGCUACAUCUCUGUGCCUGGGGAGGCCUUCACCAUGCAGGCUCAGACCACUAUUGUGGGUCUCUACUACCACAACAUGCACAAGUACUACAAAGAGAUCAGUCCCGUGAAGACCAGGAUUAAGGGAUCAGCUGAUUACAAGGAUCACAGCAUACAGGUAGCUAGCUGUCUGAUCUCUCUGAAAGUGGAGCCUUUACCAGCUUUGUCAGUGAACCUCUCUGGAGCGCCGCUCAUCAGAAUCGUCCUCACACAUGUUUUGACAAAAGAACAGCAAGACCAGCUUCUAAAUCAGAGCAACAAAGUUUUCCUCUACUGCGCCUAUUUGGACUACAGCUCUAAAGAGGGAGUUUGGUCUAAUGAAGGCUGCGUACGCUCCGAGGGAAAUAUGUCCUAUUCUGUGUGCUUGUGCAACCACCUCACUAACUUUGCCAUCCUCAUGCAAGUUGUCCCCUUAGAGCUCACCACUGACCACAAGAUGGCGUUAUCAACCAUUGGUUACAUAGGAUGCUCAAUUUCCAUCUUCUGCCUCACCAUCACUCUGGUCACCUUUGCUGUCCUCUCGUCAGUCAGCACCAUCCGUAACCAACGCUACCACAUCCACGCCAACCUGUCCUUCGCCAUCUUAGUGGCUGAGGUCUUGCUGCUCAUCAGCGCUCGCUUUGACCCGGGCACGCUGUCCUGUAAGAUCAUGGCUGUCCUGCUUCACUUCUUCUUCCUGAGUGCUUUUGCCUGGAUGCUGGUGGAGGGCCUCCAUCUCUACAGUAUGGUGGUGAAGGUGUUCGGCUCUGAGGGCAGCAAACACUUCUACUACUACGGCAUUGGCUGGGGUUGUCCCCUGCUGAUCUGUAUCGUGUCCAUCACGUCGGCCUUUGACAGCUAUGGGGACAACUGCUGGCUGUCACUGAAGACAGGAGCCAUCUGGGCGUUCGUGGCUCCGGCUCUUUUUGUAAUUGUGGUGAACAUCGGUAUCCUGAUAUCUGUGACCAGGAUCAUAUCUCGGAUAAGCGGGGAGAAUUACAAGGUUCAUGGAGAUGCCAAUGCAGUCAAGCUGACGGCCAAAGCAGUGGCGGUUCUCCUGCCCAUUCUGGGCAUUUCCUGGAUCUUUGGUGUCCUCGCUGUCAACACUCACUCUUUGCCCUUCUUGUAUAUCUUUGCUGUUUUCAACUCAUUACAAGGUUUUUUUGUCUUCUUGUUCCAUUGUCUCCUUAACUCUGAGGUCAGAGCUGCAUUCAAACACAAAACCAAAGUGUGGUCUCUCACCAGCAGCUCCAUCCGAAACAUCAAUGUGAAGCCAUUCAACUCAGACAUCAUGAAUGGGAACAAGGAGUGUGUAAUGCCAACUAAGAUGAACACAUGGGACAAAAGCACCAACUCAGCCAACCGUAUCGACCUCUCUGCUGUGUAGAAAGCUGUUUGUGUCAGUACCAGCAGUGCACCAGCUCCAUUGAGCCAUUUACGUACAGAGGAAGUUGGGUUCCAACUGCAUAAUCUAGUACUUCAGCUCGAUUAGAACCAGUUCACCACCAGCCAGAUUAAUAGGGUUACAUGCAUUUUAAAGGUGUGGAGCACUGAAAACCCCUUUUUAAAUCUGAUUUCUGAUUAUAAUCAGCCACUGUGAGUUUUUCAUGCAGGCUGAACAUGAAAACAGUCUCCUACACCUAUCUGCUGCAUUAGCUUCUGAUAGAAAAUAGAUGGUGAAACUCUCGGAUAUGAAAAGCCUGACAGAUCUACUUCACAGUGUGGCUUAACAUUCGUAGUCUCACCCAUCUUGACUCAUGACGGGGAAGGCUGUUGCUUUAGCGUCCAGGGGAGCACAGAAGCUAACCGUUAGCAUUAGCAACUCCACAACACAGCAGAAGCUCCUUCAGACUUGUGUUAUUUGUGGAGCUAAAACAUUCAUGUUUCAAGUCAGUGGUCGAGUCACGUUGCUGUUAUCCAAUCAAGGGGGAGGUGUCUAAAUAUCAGGAAAAAAGACUCCAAACCCAUCUGAAGCUCAGCUGUGAUGUGGCUCAUUUCUACUUCCUGGAAAUGGUGCACUGGUGUUUUUUGCCCCCGAGUACGACUUACAAGGCAUUCAUUCCUACUAGAGGCCAUGUAUUGAUUAAACGAGUGUUCCACGCCUUGAAAAACAACAUUGGUCUAUUUAAGGCAAUUUCAGAUGUGAAUGUAAACACACUGGUUGGUGGCAGGAGACCAGUUUGUGGCUCACUCUGGUGAAAAUGGAAAGCCCUGGCUGGAGGAUUUUCCCUCUGUGGUAUAGUUAAAAAGACAAUGAAGGUUUGACUUAAAGGAAGUCAUUUGCAUGAUAGGGUCCCCCUUAAAGACAAGCGGACUCAUGUGGCUGCGCCUUUUGGUUUAGGUUUUAUUUGUCUGUUAAUUCUCUUCUCUGUAAAUUAGCUUAUUGCUGCAUUACUGAAAGGUACAGGGUGGAUAUUAAAUCCAUAGUUUUAGAUAAAAAUUAGGUGAUCUGCUUUGACAAAGGCACACAUACCAGAAAAUCUGCUUUUAUGUAAGUAACAGCAAGAACACAAAACCUGUCAAAGCAUAUUUCUGUUAAAUUAGUCAAAUCUGGCUUCUGUGGGUGAGGUUUUGUCUCCAUGUAUCUGCAUUUUUAUUUAUGUAUGCAGUGGUAGGACCUCAUAAACAUAAACGUUAAAGUUUGGCCCCUAACCAUUCAAAAGUAAAAGUGUUAAAUUCAUUAAAAGGAACAUUUAAAUUUAGAUCCAAGUGUCUGUGGGUAAGAAGUUUAAGCUGAAGAGGGUGAAAUAUUAGUGUCAGUCUCAGACAUUAAUGUCCCCAUGUAAGGAGGCAGGGAUGAAGGAGGUUAAACUACUAAAAUCUAAAUCUACAAUAAUCUACUUCAAAUGUUUUUGAGUCACGUAUAUUCUGUUGUAAAGCUGCCAUAAAACAACUAAAUAUGACCAAAGUGGUCAACAAAUAAUCCAUGUGCAAGCUUUUAUUGAACGAAGAAAACAAUGUCAGCGGAAGCAACCCGUGUUCAAAAACCUAGUUCAUUUCUCAUUAUCGUCGU